Molecule: messenger RNA, 324 nt
Organism: Ustilaginoidea virens
Lineage: Eukaryota; Fungi; Ascomycota; Sordariomycetes; Hypocreales; Clavicipitaceae
Exons: 2
Coding region: 1-324 (107 amino acids)
Source: RefSeq, a predicted model, not a curated record
AUGGACUGGGCCAAGACGCAGUACCGGAAGCAAAGGGACAGCUGGGUCCCCUGGAUCGAGGACAUGUACCUCUACUACUUCACCUCAGACAACAAAGCCAGCUACACCACCAAGGAGAACCUGGACAGGACAAAGGUGACGGGCGACGAGGACGUCGACCACAUCCAAGAGGGUGUCAAUCAGGGCGUCGCGGGGCAGUUGGGCCAAGGCGGUGUCGCGCAGCCGGCGGGGGAUGUCGUCUCCAAGGAGGGCAUCAACAGGGCGGAGAGGAAGGGUGCUGAUCAGCAGGGCGAGUAUUUGCCGAAUCCGUUGCCGGGCCUGUAG